This is a messenger RNA of Linum trigynum, 774 nucleotides long. The record is from the annotation of a GenBank genome assembly. NCBI's taxonomy places the organism in Eukaryota, Viridiplantae, Streptophyta, Magnoliopsida, Malpighiales, Linaceae.
AAGCCAAUACGCAGAAACGCGAAGCGAAGGGGAGCUGCGAAAGAGUGAAGAAUAGCAAAAACCCAGUACAGGAGCGCGGCAGACGACGAGGAUGGGCGUGACAAAGGAGCAAGUUGAAGCUACUUUGAAGUCAAAGCUCAGUCCUUUGCAUCUCGAUGUGAAGGAUACAUCUGGAGGAUGUGGUGCAAGCUUUGAAGUUGAGAUAGUCACAGACCAAUUCGAGGGGAAGAGGCUGCUCGAGAGGCAUAGAUUGGUAAACACAGCCUUAGCAGAGGAGAUGAAGGAGAUCCACGCUCUCUCCAUCAAGAAAGCCGCCACUCCUGAACAGUGGAAACAGCAGCAAGAGCCGGAGAAACCCACGUCCGCAGCUGCCUGAACAGUUUGAAAUACAUGAUCAUGUACUCUUAUUACUACAGUGGAGUAAUUUCAGCUUUUGUUGCUCUCAGUUUCUAACUGGGAUGGUAACCUUUUUGGCAGCUGCCCUUUGAAUAAGGAUUUUGCAUAACCUUGUACUUGCACAUAUAAGUGUGUGUUUCUGUGGAUGAAUAGUCAAGAGAAGGCCAGUUCAAGUUGGGAGUUACAAUCUUGGCUAUGGCUUUCACCCUUCAGAAGUAUAGAUCCUUGAGCUGAAAUUUUGGAUGGAAGUGGUGAAAUUUACUUUGGAGGGGAAAUUAAUGUUAGCCACAUGCUGAACAGAGGUGUCCCAACCACCAAUCCUCUGAUUUCCCUUUAUCCACAACCUCUGGCAAGAGAAAAUAAAGUGAAAUUUCAGGA